Messenger RNA from Ostreococcus tauri, 582 nucleotides. RefSeq names its product Ribosomal protein L19/L19e domain. The coding region runs from base 1 to 582 and encodes 193 amino acids. Gene Ontology annotation, cellular component: ribosome; cytosolic large ribosomal subunit. Gene Ontology annotation, biological process: translation. The transcript has 3 exons. NCBI's taxonomy places the organism in Eukaryota, Viridiplantae, Chlorophyta, Mamiellophyceae, Mamiellales, Bathycoccaceae. Gene Ontology annotation, molecular function: structural constituent of ribosome; RNA binding. The record is from RefSeq and is a predicted model, not a curated record.
AUGGUGUCGUUGAAGCUGCAGAAGCGCCUUGCCGCUUCGAUUCUUAAUUGCGGCGUUCGCAAAAUCUGGAUGGAUCCGAACGAGGUUUCGGAAAUUUCUGCCGCUAAUUCGAGACAGAACGUCCGCAAGCUCGUGAAGGACGGACUGGUGAUCCGAAAACCUACGAAGAUUCACUCUAGAGCGCGCACUGCAAGAGAGCAAGCUGCCAAGCGCCUCGGUCGACAUACCGGUUAUGGUAAACGCCGCGGUACCAGGGAAGCCCGGCUCCCGACGAAGGUGUUGUGGCUUCGACGCCACCGUGUGUUGCGUCGAUUACUUUCCAAGUACCGCGAUGCGAAGAAAAUCGAUAAGCACAUGUAUCACUCGAUGUAUCUCAAAUGCAAGGGUAACGUGUUCAAAAACAAGAGAGUGCUCAUGGAAGCCAUCCACAAGUCUAAGGCUGAGAAGGCAAGAGAAAAAUCCCUUGCCGACCAGUUUGAAGCUCGAAGAGCGAAGAACAAAGCAGUACGAGAGCGAAAGAUUGCCCGGCGUGAAGAGCGAAUCGCUGCGGGCGUUUCGGGACUCCGCGCCGGUAAGCAAUAA